This is a messenger RNA of Myiozetetes cayanensis, 1182 nucleotides long. RefSeq names its product calbindin 2 (gene CALB2). Gene Ontology annotation, cellular component: synapse; cytosol; terminal bouton. NCBI's taxonomy places the organism in Eukaryota, Metazoa, Chordata, Aves, Passeriformes, Tyrannidae. Gene Ontology annotation, molecular function: calcium ion binding. The transcript is spliced from 11 exons. Bases 47 to 859 code for a protein of 270 amino acids. Gene Ontology annotation, biological process: regulation of long-term synaptic potentiation; regulation of presynaptic cytosolic calcium ion concentration. The record is from RefSeq and is a predicted model, not a curated record.
CGACGGGACCGGGAGCGGCGGGAUCGGCAGCGGGAUCGGCAGCGGGAUGGCCGGCCCGCAGCAGGCCCCGCACCUCCACCUGGCCGAGCUCACCGCCUCCCAGUUCCUCGACGUCUGGCGGCACUUCGACGCGGACGGAAAUGGCUACAUCGAAGGCAAAGAGCUGGAAAACUUCUUCCAGGAGCUGGAAAGUGCGAGGAAAGGGGCGGGCGUGGACUCGAAGAAGGACAACUUGGCUGACAAGAUGAAGGAGUUCAUGCACAAGUACGACAAAAACGCCGACGGCAAAAUCGAGAUGGCAGAGCUGGCCCAGAUCCUGCCCACCGAGGAGAAUUUCCUGCUGUGUUUCCGCCAGCACGUGGGCUCCAGCUCCGAGUUCAUGGAGGCCUGGCGCAGGUACGACACCGACCGCAGCGGGUACAUCGAGGCCAACGAGCUCAAGGGGUUCCUGUCGGACCUGCUGAAGAAGGCGAACCGGCCCUACGAUGAGCCCAAGCUGCAGGAGUACACACAGACCAUCCUGCGGAUGUUCGACAUGAACGGUGACGGAAAGCUGGGCCUGUCCGAGAUGUCCCGACUUUUGCCCGUGCAAGAAAACUUCCUUCUGAAGUUUCAGGGGAUGAAGUUGUCCUCGGAGGAGUUCAAUGCCAUCUUCGCCUUCUACGACAAGGACGGAAACGGCUUCAUUGACGAGAACGAGCUGGAUGCGCUUUUGAAAGACCUCUAUGAGAAGAAUAAGAAAGAGAUGAACAUCCAGCAGCUCACCAACUACAGGAAGAGCAUCAUGAACCUGUCUGACGGGGGCAAACUCUACCGCAAGGAACUGGAGCUGGUGCUCUGCAACGAGCCCCCCGUGUAGGAAACCCCCCCAAAACACACACCCUGCGCUCCUCCUCCCCCAAAGCAAGCACAACAGGGGAGCCCCCAUCACUGCAGUGCUUCCCCACCAGCUCCUGGGUUUGCUGUAGGUCGCUAAAAUCCCAUUUUGGGGGGGAAAACUCCUUUUUUUUUUUUUUUAUUUUGUUUUUUUUUUAUUUUACCCAUCUGUCUGGUUUGUUUAAUUGUAUGUUUUGGUUUGGUUUGGUUUUUUUGGGGGAGGGUGUUGGUUUUGUUCCUUUGGUCUCUUCUUGUGUUUUUAUCAUUUACCAAAGAACAGUUUACUAAUAAAUUCAAGUACUGCUA